Staurois parvus is the source of this 1815-nucleotide messenger RNA. The record is from the annotation of a GenBank genome assembly. NCBI's taxonomy places the organism in Eukaryota, Metazoa, Chordata, Amphibia, Anura, Ranidae.
AUGAAGCUAAAAAACUAUGAAAAUGGAACAAUUCUACAAGAUACUUUACACCUCAAAGCAAAACAGAAACUUGGAUGCCAAUCAUCAAUUUGUCAUGGAUCAAUAAUGAACCCUCAGUGUUAUAUAAGAGGUCCAAGAGACAAACCAGUGUCACAAGAUGUAAUCUUACCUCAAGCAAUAGAAUUUCUAAACCAAUAUUACAAUUCUUUCAAAGAGCUAGAGAUAGAAAAUUACCUGAACAGGCUAGAAACCAUUACCAAAGAUAUUGAACUAACUGGAACUUACCAAUUAACUAUGGAUGAGCUUGUCUUUGCUGCUAAACAGGCAUGGAGAAAUGCUCCCAGGUGCAUAGGCCGGAUUCAAUGGAACAAUUUACAGGUAAUUGAUGCCCGAACCUGCAAGACAGCUAAAGAAAUGUUUGAUCUUAUUUGCCGUCACAUAAAGUAUGCCACCAAUGCUGGGAAUAUAAGGUCGGCAAUUACUAUAUUUCCUCAGAGGACUGAUGGGAAACAUGACUUUAGAGUCUGGAACAGCCAGCUACUCUGUUAUGCAGGGUUUGAAAUGCCAGAUGGGAUAGUCAUUGGGGAUCCAGCCAGAGUGGAGUUCACAGAGCUAUGUAUACAACUUGGAUGGAAACCAAGAUAUGAACGCUUUGAGAUUCUUCCUUUGGUGCUGCAAGCAAAUGGUGAAGACCCAGAAUUAUUUGAAAUUCCAAAAGAUCUUAUAUGUGAAGUUAUAAUAGAGCACCCUAGGCUUGAGUGGUUUAAAGAACUGGAUUUAAGGUGGUACACCGUGCCUGCAGUUUCCAACAUGCUGCUUGAAGUUGGAGGCAUUGAAUUCCCAGCAUGCCCCUUCAAUGGUUGGUACAUGGGUACAGAAAUUGGUGUUCGAGACUUUUGUGAUGUCCAGCGUUACAAUGUGCUAGAGGAAGUUGGAAGAAGAAUGGGAUUAGAAACUCACAAACUGGCAUCUCUGUGGAAAGACCAGGCAGUACUUGAAAUCAAUGUAGCUGUUCUUUACAGCUUCCAGAAACACAAUGUAACUAUAAUGGAUCACCAUUCUGCAGCAGAGUCUUUUAUCAAACACAUGGAGAAUGAGUACAAGCUGCGGGGAGGCUGCCCAGCUGACUGGGUUUGGAUUGUGCCUCCAGUGUCAGGGAGCCUCACCACUGUGUUUCAUCAGGAAAUGCUCAACUAUAUUCUGAGCCCUUUUUACUACUACCAGAUUAAUGCCUGGAAAACUCACGUGUGGCACGAUGAGAGCCGAAGACCUAAGAAGAAAGAAUUUAAGCUCAGUGUUAUUGCCAAGGCUGUGUUCUUUGCUUCUUUACUUGUGAGGAAAUCUAUGGCUGCCAGGAUAAAGGCCACAAUCUUGUACGCCACCGAGACCGGAAAAUCAGAGACACUGGCAAGAAAACUGCACACGUUAUUUAGCUUUGCUUUCAAAACCGAGGUUAACUGCAUGCAAGAUUACAAUAUCAGCAAUCUGAACAAAGAAACUCUCCUUCUAGUAGUUACAAGUACAUUUGGAAAUGGUGACUGCCCUGGUAAUGGGGAGAAAUUCAAGAAAUCAUUGUUUACCCUGAAACAACUCCACAGUAAAGUAAGGUAUGCAAUUUUUGGACUUGGUUCCAGCAUGUAUCCACAGUUUUGUGCUUUUGCUCAUACUUUGGACCUGAAGAUGGCACAGCUUGGUGCUUCCCAGAUUAGUCCAACUGGUGAAGGGGAUGAGCUCAAUGGACAAGAAGAAUCUUUUUCAUCAUGGGCUGUUCACACAUUUAAGGUAAUAAGUGAAAGCAGCAAGUACACAUGCUAA